Sabethes cyaneus is the source of this 7488-nucleotide messenger RNA. It is a transcript of the gene Hcf, whose product is annotated as host cell factor. Gene Ontology annotation, biological process: regulation of DNA-templated transcription; chromatin remodeling. Gene Ontology annotation, cellular component: histone methyltransferase complex. The transcript is spliced from 10 exons. NCBI's taxonomy places the organism in Eukaryota, Metazoa, Arthropoda, Insecta, Diptera, Culicidae. The record is from RefSeq and is a predicted model, not a curated record. Bases 444 to 6053 code for a protein of 1869 amino acids. Gene Ontology annotation, molecular function: protein binding; transcription coactivator activity.
GUCGACUCGAAAGCGGACGCCAUUGUUUAUUUUCCUCGUCCGAGUAGAAAAAUUUGUUAACUCCGGUUCGGUGCGAAAAGUAUAGUAGUGCGUUUUACAGUGAAUUAAUGGUGCUUAGUGCGAAAGUGUUGAAGAUUGCAGAAUUGGAUAAACUUUUAAAGGUUGAAAAAUCGAAAUUGUUUCCUCAAGAAGUGCGGUGAGUGGAGGUCGAUGUGAAAAAGGCAAAUUUCGCGGCUUGGACAUUAUAGUGCUACCAACAGUGAAGCAGUAUUACAGUCGAAAGAAACUGUGAAAAGACUUGGAUUUUCAAUGAAUAAUCUAAUCAAAACGUGUCGAGAGCGGAAGAUUAUAAUCGGUUACGCGUAGUGGAAUUCGAAUCAGAACUCUGGUGGAUUGAGUUAGUUCAGUAAAACGAGAAAUUUCAAUUUUUCACUUGUCUCGGCAUGACAGCCAAUUCAGAAACGGCUGGUGGUACCGAACUGGUACCAGCUUGUGUGAAGAAUAAUGCUAUUCUUCGCUGGAAACGCGUUACUAAUCCGAGUGGACCACAGCCACGGCCUCGCCAUGGCCAUCGUGCAGUCAACAUAAAAGAACUAAUGGUUGUUUUUGGAGGCGGUAAUGAAGGCAUUGUUGACGAACUGCAUGUCUACAAUACAGCUACCAACCAAUGGUACGUACCGGCUACCAAAGGAGAUGUUCCUCCAGGAUGUGCAGCCUAUGGUUUCGUUGUCGACGGAACUCGAAUCCUUGUAUUCGGAGGCAUGGUCGAGUAUGGCAAGUACUCGAACGAAUUGUACGAGCUACAGGCAACGAAAUGGGAAUGGAAAAAGCUUAAACCCAAGGCUCCAGAAUCAGGACCCCCACCAUGUCGACGUUUGGGACAUAGUUUCACGUUGGUUGGAGACAAGAUUUAUCUUUUCGGUGGUCUGGCUAACGAGAGCGAUGACCCGAAAAACAAUAUUCCCAAAUAUUUAAAUGAUUUGUACAUUUUGGAGAUUAAGAACAAUCAAUUGCAAUGGGAGAUUCCGACAACGUUUGGAGAAAGUCCACCGCCACGUGAGUCGCAUACGGCCGUGUCUUGGUAUGAUAAGAAGCUUAAAAAAUAUUGGUUGGUUAUCUACGGCGGCAUGUCCGGAUGCCGAUUGGGUGACUUGUGGCUUUUGGACACUGAUACAAUGUCGUGGACUCGACCAAGAACGAGUGGUCCCCUACCACUGCCUCGGUCUCUGCAUAGUUCGACUUUGAUCGGAAAUCGAAUGUACGUUUUCGGCGGCUGGGUUCCGCUGGUCAUGGAAGACGUUAAGGUGGAAAAACACGAAAAGGAAUGGAAGUGCACCAAUACCCUUGCUUGUUUGAAUCUCGAAACGAUGACCUGGGAAGAAUUAGAUCUGGACAUCGAGGAGGACAACAUGCCCCGAGCUCGAGCUGGCCACUGUGCCGUGGGCAUCCACACGAGACUCUACAUCUGGUCCGGGCGCGACGGCUACAGAAAGGCCUGGAACAACCAGGUCAGGGUAUGUUGCAAGGAUCUCUGGUACCUGGAAGUUGAGCGGCCUGCAGCGGCAUCACGCGUACAGUUGGUCCGAGCCUCCACCCAUUCUCUUGAGCUAUGCUGGCCAUCGGUUCCGUCAGCGGCUCAGUACAUUCUCGAGGUUCAGAAGAUUCCUCAACCUCCGCCACCUCCACCAGCGGUUCCUACACCGACUCCGGUAUCAAACAUUACUCCAACCGCCGCAGCUCCUUCAUCUGCUUUAACUUCACCAGUAUCGGCCAUUCCAUCGGCAGCAGCAGGAUCGGUAUCACCAGCUGGGCUUACCGCCGGAGAGCCCCUAUUGCAGCAGCCACUUAUCAAAGGUCUUCCAGGGCGUGCUGCUGCAUCACCGAUCGCAGUUUCACCAUCACCUGUUGCGGUACAGGUUGCUUCUCCGCUGGCUGCUGCUGCUUCCGCUAGCCCUAACAUUCACGGGACUAUCGGAAGUCCAGCACACAAUCCGUCGCCCGGUAUGCAAUCGCCCACGCCAAUCGCCGUGGCAGCCAUUCCAUCGUCACCGGUGCACAGCGUAACAUCACCAACUGUACAGCGUAUUGUAACUAAGGUGCAAGCCGCGAAACCGAUUCAGCAACAGCAGCCAACGAAGGUGCUGACAUCGUCCGGCAUUUUGCAGCAGCAACCGACUCAGAUCAUUCAAACCCAAGUUCAAGCAGCUCCAAGCUUACAGCAGCAGCAGCUUCAACCACAGCAGAUCACUCAAAUCACACAGCAGCCGCAAACUAUUCGCGUAGUUAGCGGAACGGCCAUAUCAAAUGCACAACAAAUCGCAACCGGCGGAACACCGAUCCGUGUGCUCUCCUCGACCGGUCAACAGGUGCGAAUUGCAACUCAACAAACUGGUGGACAACUUGUCAGCGUCAGCACUGCAACCGGACAGCAAACCGCAACGGUUCUUCGUGGUCAGAACAUUGUUACAGCUGGCACUCAUCUUCAAGCCCAGCAACGCAUUGUAAGCGCCCCAGGUUCCACCACUACAACGGCCACCAUCGGUGGAAAACAAAUCAUCCUGCAAAAACCUCUGACAAUUGUUGGUGGAGCUGGUGGUCAAACAACAGGAACGAUUAACACUGCUGGUGGUAUGACUGUGAAUCAGCCACAGAUUGUAACGCUGGUAAAGACCAGUCAAGGUAUGACCGUACAAACUCUGCCCAAGAUGAAUGUACUUCAGAAGGGAACGUCAGUUGCCGGAACCAUUCAACAGCCGCAACAAAUUGUCACAUCCAACAUUAUCGGUGGAAGUGGCACCAUCCAGCAGGCCACCGUCGGAGGUCAGAAAACGGCCGUGAUUGGUGGAAACGUGGUCAAAUUGAUGUCUUCUGCCGGAACGAUAGGAGGCAAACAAAUUUUGAUGAAAAAUCCCAACAUCGUUCAAGUCGGCAAGGUUGCCACAAACGUUGCCGGUAAACCAACCUUGGUCAUCACAAACAAGGCUGGACAGCAGAUCCGUAGCAACCAGCAGGUGAUAGUUAUGACGUCCCCGCAGGGCAUACGAACGGUGGGCGGGGCCAUUACUUCAUCGGCCAACAACUAUGUCACAUUGUCGACGUCACAAGUCAUGAAUACAAUUACAACAUCCCGCGCUACUAACAUUGGUGGAGCAACCAUACUGCAGGCGACAGGUGCUGGAACAGCCGGUGGAACCACUGCCAACAUUGGUGGUCAAGCGAUAAAACUUCGUGCCGUGCAGGGCGGCAAACCCAUAACCUUUACCGUGCCUGUCGGUGGUCUCCAGGCCGCUGGUCAAAAAAUAAGCGGAACACAAAUCAUCAACAUGCCACAGAAGGCACUGACGAUCGGUGGCAAGGCGGUAACUGUUCAGUUAGCUCCAUCGGCGGGCGGUCAGAAAACGGUGACCAUUGUGCCAUCUUCUGCCGGACAGGGUGCCGGUGGAAUUGGAACGGCCGGCGGUCCCGGACAGCAGAAAAUCGUUAUGCUGCCAUCAAAAACGACUACGCGAAUCGUUACACAGCAGCAAUACCAACAGAUUCAGCUACAACAACAGCAAGCACAACUUCAGCAACAGCAACAACAACAACAGCAGCAGCAAGAGCAAGUUUCUACUGACGCAGCCUUUGCUGCUCUGGCCGCGGAAGCUGGCCUAAUCGAAAACGAUGGCGAUCAAAUCGACCAAAUGGACGGUUGCUUCGAUUUGGUCCAUGAGGAUGAAGAAAUGGAAACGGAAGAAAGUGAAAGUAAUAAGCAAAUCGUGUGGCCAACUAUAGAUCAAAUGGACGGUUGUGGCAAUGAUUUCCUAUCGUCCGACGAUGAGAUGGAAGAUGAUGAUAUAAAUGACGUACCCGCAAGGGGGAUGCCGCGAUACGUACGAUUGGGUUUGUUUGGAGGUGCUGCUGCGUUUGAAAAUCAAAAUCCAUCCGGUGAAGCACAGGACGAAGAACAGGAUCCACUAACACAGGAUGCUGAACCAUCGACAGCUGCUUCAGGGGCUACCACUGGUGCAGCCGAUGCUAACGAGACGGAGCCACAGCCACAAGAUGCCUGUGGUGAUGAACCGGCUGAUCAAACUCCAGAAGAACCCAGUGAUUCAGUGGAUCCGCAACAACCAACAGCACCUGAAGAGGAGAGUACUUCAGGAGGGCAAGAUCAAGAAUCGCAACCCCAACAACAACAGUCUGCAGAUGAUGGUGUAAAUACUGAAAGUGGCGCUGCUGAACAACCAGCUGAAACUACAAAUGCAGAUGAAAGCGCCGCUAAUGCUGCAGCUGAUGGGGAAGAUGUUUCCAUGCAGGAUAUCUCAGCCGGCGGCGUUGAUGAACAGAAGGAACCAGCAGCAGGAGAUAAUGCUUCUUUUGGUACUGCUGCCAACGCAAAUCAACCGAACGAGUCAUCGUCGGACAUCGCUCCUGAAUCUACAGGCGAUGAAGGUUCAACUAUAACGCAGUUGGCUAACUCUGCUGCUACUGGAUCUGGAAUUACGCAACAGCACUCGGAUGCAACCGACGGUAGCGGCACUAGCAACUUGCCAACAAUGGUGGUUAGUGUGAAUAGCGCCCCCACGGCUUCGGAGACCGAAGCAGCUAACAUCCUUACCACGAUCAAGAGCGGAGAACUGCUCUCGCUGCAAAAUACCGAUUUGUUAGCCGCCUCAGGAUCCGGUGGAGAUAACAUCAUUCAAUUAAACUCCGGAUUGUUACAAUCCAGUGCCACUAUCGAGGGUUUUACGCGAUCCGUAUCCAAUGACACUCAGACGAUCACAUUCAAGACAACUUCUGCUGUUAGUGAACUAACGCCGGUUGCAGCUGAUGGAAGUCAGUUCUUAUCGAAGCAACUUUCCAGUGGUGCCAUGGUAAAAUCAGAAGAUUCUUCCGUUAAUGCCGGUGGUCAUUUGGACGCCUUGGCAGAGGCAGCUGCUUCUGCUACGUCCGUUCCAUCCGAUAUAUUGAGCACAACGGCGAGUACGCCGGCAAGUGUCGCGAGGGCACCUUUGACUAUUGCUGUGGCUUCAACACAACCGUCACAAACGUCAACCACAACGAUUAAGUACUUCGAUGCAAACUCGAAGCAGUUCACUCUGUCUUCGCCAUUGCUCCAGUCGCCCGUCAAUCCGCCAGCGAACAUUCUGAGCAAUAGCAACGGCAAUAGUAUUGUUGGGGCCACCGGGACUGCUGUUCCCACCGUGGUAACCACAAUCCAGGGAAGUGCUGUUUCUGCGGCAGGAAAAAAUACAAUAGCCGCGAAAUCUGGACGACCCAGCGUGAAAACGAAAGAAGAGAAAGACGACCCUAAAAUCAAAAUCAAAGAUGAAUCGGAAAAAUGGUACACGGUUGGUAUAUUCAAGGGGCUAUCCCACACCGUUUCCAAUUACGUCGACUUCGACGAAUGGAAUUGCUUGUACGACGGCGAUACCCUGACCGCUGAUAACCUUCCUGAUCUGACCAAAUUCAAGCGAAUUAAUCUGGAACCGGGCUGCGCUUAUCGGUUCCGCGUCGCUGCCAUCAACAGCUGCGGCCGAGGUGAGUGGAGUGACGUGGCUCCGUUUAAAACUUGCCUGCCCGGUUUCCCGGGUGCACCGUCGGCAAUCAAAAUCUCGAAGUCGCCAGAAGGGGCGCACCUCUCGUGGGAACCACCACCAUCGACCACCGGAGACAUUCUCGAAUACUCGGUUUACCUGGCGGUAAAAUCGCAGAACGCGAAAGACAAAGCCAAUCAAUCGGCACAACUUGCAUUCGUGCGGGUCUACUGCGGUCCAAACAACCAGUGUACCGUUCCGAAUCAGUCGCUUUCGACUGCGCAUGUCGAUUACACCUCCAAACCGGCGAUCAUUUUCCGUAUUGCUGCCCGAAAUGACAAGGGCUACGGACCGGCGACGCAGGUUAGGUGGUUGCAAGAUCCUCAAUCGGCCAAAGGAGCACCGACCACCGGAGCUGGCACCGGUUCGUCACCAUCGGGCACGAAACGGCUCAAUGAAAAAAGUCCCUCAACAACAGCGAAACGGGCCAAAACCGGAGCCAAUUCUUCGAUGAUCGUUUCACCCACAGCAUAAACCGGACAAAAGCAAAUUCUGAACAUUGUGUAUAAAGUCAAUCAUUAAUAGUACAUAGUCGAAUGUAAAAUUUCAACAUUCACUUAUGGACUCCGUGGGUUUGGCGUGAAAGAUUUACUGUCUGUGUCAUGAAUGCGAAUGCCUACUUUGCAAGAAUGUGAUGUUCGUCACCACGGAUAGAUCUAAGGCUUGAUUUAAAACGAGUAAACUCCCAUAAACGUAAAGUAAGAAGUUCCAAGAAUUCCCGGUAUUGCUAGGUUACAGGUCAGGGUCAGUCGAACUUCUGCCUCCACAGUAGUAGAGGAGUAUGUGAAAUAAACUAUUAACCAGUUUUAAGACAAGAGAAAUCCGAUAUCUAGUUAAUCAUAAUGCACUAGUGACUAGCGUAAAGUAAUCCUCAGUUUACGAAGUUUUUCUCCUUCAUUUUUUAUGAUUGAUUAAAGCAAAUAUUACUAGAAUAUUAUGGAUAUAGCGUAAAUUAGCAACGUUAGAAUGAAACACUGUAAAAAAACAUUUUUAAGUUCGGAAGGUGCAUUGGGAUAAACCGAGUGGUGUUUUAUUAGGUACAGCACAGCAGGAUUACCAACAUGUAAACUUAUUCAGAAUAGGAACUCGUAAAAUAUUAACGGUGUGCAUUAUUACGCGACGCAGUUGAACCAAUAUUCGAAACAAGAAAACGAAUUGAAUGAAAAUUUCGUUUCAUAGAAAAUUUACUCCCAAGACAUAAGGAAACACCACCGAAUGGAAAUUUUGACCAGUUUUUCAAUUAGGUACCGACAGUAGUAGGUACCGUAAAUGACGACUUCCCGAACGCGGCAUUAAACAGCGAGAGUAUCUCUCGACCAGCCGUAGACAUCUGAACACCGAAUUUCCGCUAGAGUUCCCUAUUACUUUGCCUGCACAGAUUUUUUUAUUUUGAUUUUCAUCUAUUUAGUGAUGUAAGGCAAGUUUUUAACUAUCGAUAAGCAGUUUGUACAAGGAAGCAAGUUCAGAUCAGAAAGAAAAAGUAAUCUGAGAAUCGUAGGAAUUAAAACUCUUUCUAAAAGAAAUUCAGAACUCUAAAUCUAAACGACAAGAGCGAAGGUGCAACAACUCUAUAUGUAACCCUUGUACCAACCAACCAUAACGAAAUUAAGUGUGAAAAAUAUAUUUAAAGAAAAACUAUAAAUAACUAAAAGCGACCGUAUGACUACGUACAUAUAAUUGUUGUGAUUUCCUAAGUAAAAAAACACACGAUUUGAGUUUGAAUAGUGUAAGAGAUCAUCCCCCAUACUUUUUUUUCUUUAUUUGCUCGGGUAGUCUAAAAUAGAGGGCUGAGACGCUUUGAAUAUUGAUUGAUUAGAAGAGAACAACAAGAAAACUAUUGAAAAAGUAAGAAGCAACCUUUUCGUUCUUUUUGGGAAAAGUAAUAGAAUAAAGUAAAGGUAUUUGUUAA